AUGGAUCCUCGAAAUCUCGCCCCUGACGACGUCAUCCUCAACCACAUCUUCCCCAACCAACCUCACAUCUCCAUAGGUAAGAUCUUCGUACAAACCUGGGACAAAUGCGUCUUCAAAGCCAGCAUCCCAGAUGACCGCGAGCAAAAUGCCCGCGAGCCAGAUGCCAGCGAGCCUCCUCCCUCGUAUCUAGUCCGUCUGGAGGUCGUAGCCGGAGACGAUGAAGCUACGCAAUUUGCUACCGUCUCAGCCAUGCAGCAGAUUGCCUCGCUUGCCAUUCAUGAACUAAUCCCAGAGACGUGUCAAAUUGGUGUGGCCAACAAUGCUAAAGGCAAACGAGUACAUUUUAGUGUGACGGAGUUUGUCAAGGGGGAGACACUGGAAGAAGCCUGGGAGCAGAUGAGUGAGGAAAAUCAACGGUCCGUUGUGACUGCUCUGGUCGAAGCAUUGAGAAAACUGCACUCUAUUUGGAUACGCGACUUCCUAGCCCGAAUACAAUACUUGGCCAAGAAUGAGUUAUUUCGAGCCUCAGGCCCCUCAGGAGAGCACAUUCUUGGGGGAGCAGGGGUCAUGGGCGGGCCGAGCACGGGAUUCUUCGCUUCCAAGGACGGACCAUCUUUUCUCGGCGCCGUUGCCAAGAGGUGGGAGCUGAGUGGGAGACCCUUUCACACCAUGGCCACCACAGAGUCUGGUAAUUUAGUCGUACAGUCGGAAUACUCAGACCUCGGCUUCGUGAAAGUUGGGAAGAGCAGCAUGGAAGAGUGGUAUCGCGAGGCCGUCCUCUGCCACAACGACCUCAACCCCCGCAACAUCAUCGUCAGCAGACCGUCCGACUCCGACUCUGCCUCUACCUGUCACAACGAAGCAUCCGAUUACCAGCUCUCCGCCAUCAUAGACUGGGAACUCUCCGGCUUCUACCCCCCAUCCUACGAGCUCAGCCUCCAAGAUACCUACCUCAGCGGGGCCAACCGCCAAUUCUCCUUCUACUCGCUCCUCAAAAACCAAAUGAAGGAAAUAGUGCCCCGUUCUCCGUCCCAAAUCUCCCUGCUGCAGGCCAUGCAACUUCUCUUCGAAUCCAGACAGAGGCGACUGAGGGAAGGCAACAACAUCCCGGCCAUUAUCCGCGAGAGAUUCAUACAGAGAUUGCAGUUGCGGCGGGAUGAGGAUCCGUAUCUUGGCUGGGUACCUAAAGAUCAUGAAGCAGCCCGGCUUGUGCUUUCAUUUGCCGAUGUUCUGAAUAUAGAACGCGAUGUUGUUGCUGAGAGGGAGGCAAGGAGGGAGGCGAAGGCAGCUAGCCGGCUGCAGGUUGGAACUGGGAGUGAUUCGUAG
Molecule: messenger RNA, 1326 nt
Organism: Colletotrichum paranaense
Lineage: Eukaryota; Fungi; Ascomycota; Sordariomycetes; Glomerellales; Glomerellaceae
Exons: 1
Coding region: 1-1326 (441 amino acids)
Source: RefSeq, a predicted model, not a curated record